CCUCCCUUCCCUUUAUCUGCGAUGCCCUCGUCCUUUCCCUCUCAUAAAACCCACUUUUCAUUCGCCCAAAAAAGAAAAUAAAAAAAAGAAAAAACAAAGAGAAGGUUUUUUCAGUCUUUGCAUUGCAAGUGAAAAGAGUUAUAAAAGGUUGGGAAAAUCCCACAGCUUUUACUCCCUUGUCUCCCACGACGACAAUGUCAUAAACAAAAGGAGCUUCAUCACUUCACUUGUGUUCUGUCUUGAGCUUCUUCUUCUUCUUCUUCUUCUUCUGUUCUGAAAAUGAUAACAGCCUUGGACCUCUACCACGUGCUGACCGCCGUGGUACCACUCUACGUGGCCAUGAUCCUGGCCUACGGCUCCGUCAAGUGGUGGAAGAUCUUCACGCCGGACCAAUGCUCCGGCAUAAACCGCUUCGUGGCGCUCUUCGCCGUCCCCCUGCUCUCCUUCCACUUCAUCGCGGCGAACAACCCCUACGCCAUGAACUACAAGUUCAUAGCGGCGGAUUCGCUGCAGAAAGCCAUCGUCCUGGGCGUGCUCUUCCUCUGGUCGAGGACCAGCUCGAGAGGGUCCCUGGAGUGGUCCAUCACGCUCUUCUCCCUCUCCACGCUCCCCAACACGCUCGUCAUGGGAAUCCCCUUGCUCAAGGGCAUGUACGGCGACGCCUCGGGGACCCUCAUGGUUCAGAUAGUGGUGCUCCAGUGCAUCAUAUGGUACACCCUCAUGCUCUUUCUGUUCGAGUACCGAGGGGCCAGGCUUCUUAUCGUGGAGCAGUUUCCCGACACCGCUGGCUCCAUUAUUUCCUUCAAGGUCGACUCUGAUGUUAUCAGUUUGGAUGGGAAGGAGCCGCUUCAGACUGAGGCUGAGGUUGGUGACGAUGGCAAGUUGCAUGUCACCGUUCGAAAGUCCACCAGCUCCAGGUCUGACAUUUUCUCUCGCCGCUCCCAUGGCCCCAACUCGCUUUCGCUCACGCCACGCCCUUCCAAUUUGACCAAUGCCGAGAUUUACUCGCUCCAGAGUUCCCGGAAUCCCACGCCGCGAGGCUCCAGUUUUAACCACACCGAUUUUUAUUCCAUGGUCAAUGGAGGGAGGAAUGUGAGCCCCAGGCAGAGUAAUUAUGGGUUUGAUGAGGAGAGUGGAGGGAGGGGUAAUGGCUACCCUGCUCCUGCCAAUGCUCCUGGAGGGAAAGUUGAAUUUUGA
This is a messenger RNA of Cajanus cajan (pigeon pea), 1197 nucleotides long. The record is from RefSeq and is a predicted model, not a curated record. NCBI's taxonomy places the organism in Eukaryota, Viridiplantae, Streptophyta, Magnoliopsida, Fabales, Fabaceae.